Molecule: messenger RNA, 1053 nt
Organism: Trypanosoma cruzi
Lineage: Eukaryota; Euglenozoa; Kinetoplastea; Trypanosomatida; Trypanosomatidae
Exons: 1
Coding region: 1-1053 (350 amino acids)
Biological process (GO): SCF-dependent proteasomal ubiquitin-dependent protein catabolic process
Cellular component (GO): SCF ubiquitin ligase complex
Molecular function (GO): protein binding
Source: RefSeq, a predicted model, not a curated record
AUGACCCUGCUCGGUGCUGUUCUCGCAUUCUACGAGGUCUCGGGUGUGCCACUAGCACUCAUAUGUACAUCACCCAGUGUUCGACAGGCUUGCGAGAAGAAUGCAGCGGCGGAAGUGGGAUUAUGGAAACUAUCCCUUGGAAGUGACGGCUCUCGAAGAGUCAUUUGGCAACCGUCUGUCCCGGUGCGUCACUGCCACAAGACGGAUGUGAUGUGCUCUGUGGCAUGGUGGUGCAAUCGGCUGAUGCCCAUCGGCGGCAAGGCUCCGCCGACUCGUUUGGACCUUGGCGCUGCAGGACGGUUGCUUGACACCCAUCUUCCUAUUGUAUUUGUCUUCCGCUCGCUUGUGGAACUGACGCUCCGGCGCGCGCCUAUCAAGGAUGUGAACGUGCUUGGGAAGCUUCCCAUGUUGAAGAAGCUUGACCUGGUGCAGGCCCAGGUGGUAGACGGCGGCAUCAUCGGGCUAGGAGAGAGCAGGAGCCUGGUAGAAGUGGAUCUUUGGGGAUGCGCCGCAGUGACAAAUGCAAACACGCUCGGCAAGGUGCCUACCCUGCGAAGGUUAGUUCUGGCUGAAACCUGCGUCUCUGAUGACGGCAUUGCUGGCCUGGUCGACGGCCUGAGCAUCAACGAGGUGGAUCUGGAAGCAUGUGCUUUUGUAAAAAGUGUGGGAUUCUUUGGUCGACUGCCAGUGUUGCGGAGAUUACUUCUGGUAUCGACAUCGGUCGACAACAAUGGCAUCAUGGAGCUUGGUAGUAGCAUGAGUCUCGUGGAAAUCGAUUUGUGGGGGUGCAGCGCCGUGGAUGAUGUGAACUCACUGGGAGGGAUACCAACGCUGCAAAAAUUGGAUCUUUUUGGCACCUCUGUGACGAAUGAGGGCAUCAAGGGCCUAAGAAGGUGCCCCAGUCUUGAGGAAAUAGAUCUGACGCGUUGUGAAACCGUGAGUGAUGUGGAGACCCUGACAAAAAUACCGAGAUUGCGACGCCUCGUGCUACUGCACACACAAGUUCACGACGUGUUGGAACUGGUUUCGAUGGGCGUAACGGUGAUCAUAUGA